CACUAGAGGGAGCUGCAUGCCUAAAUGUUAGCUCAGCUACAAUGUGUUAUCUAGCUUGGCUUUCUGUUUGUUCUCUAUGGUUAGAUAUACUUCCUACUUGAAAUGUCUGUAUAUAGUUUGCCAUGUUGGAGCUCUAAUAAACAAGUUGUUUAAGCAUUACCAUUGAGUCCUGCACAACUCCACUGUGAACCCAACACUUUUUGUGGCGACGAGGAUUAGAACUCUGCUGUCUGGACAGAGCAGCAGAAUAGGAAAAGAGAACUCACUGGACAAACUUCAGAUCCACUGCAGACAUGGCUACCCUGGGACACAUGGAGGAAUUUGAUGUAAGUGACCCUUCUUCUUGGGACUUAUAUGCAGAGAGACUUUCUUACUUCCUAGAAGCAAACACUAUAGCUAACCCUGAGCAAAAGAGGGCAGUGCUACUGACUGUCUGUGGGGCUAAAACAUUUUCAGUCAUUCGCUCACUCACUGCCCCGGCCUCUCCAAAAACAAAGUCUUAUGAGGAGUUAAUAGCAAUGUUAAAGGCACAUUUUUCUCCAACACCAUCUGUCAUUAUACAGAGAUUUCACUUCCACAAAAGAAACCAAAGAGCAGAUGAAACAAUUUCUACCUAUAUUGCAGAAUUACGGCACAUAGCAGAGCAUUGCCAGUUUGGAGAGUUCCUUAAUGAUAUGCUGAGAGAUCAGUUAGUCUGUGGGAUUCAGAAUGAGGCCUUGCAGCGCCGGCUUCUCGCUGAGCCUAACCUGACACUGGCAGCUGCGCAGGAGAAGGCCUUGGCUGCAGAAACUGCACUUUUACACACUAAGGCAAUUCAUCAUACAGCAACCAGUGUGCACACCAUAUCCUCCAAACAGGGAGAUGACAUUCAAUUUCAAAACAACAAACCAAAAGACUAUUUUGCAACAAAUGCAUCACCAUUUACACCAUGUAUUGGAUGUGGUGGUCAGCACAGACGCUCUGUAUGCCCUUUUAAGAAUGCCGUCUGUCAUUACUGCAAAAAGAAAGGCCAUGUAAUACGAGUUUGCAAAGCAAGAGUUAAUCAGGAAAAACAAAGCGAUAAUGCAAAGUUUUCACAUAAAAAUUUACCAACAAAUAAAGGGGCAGCCACUGGAACAGAGGUCAACCAGCUGUAUCAUAUCCAACAUGUCAACAGUAAGGGCCCCGUAAACUCUGAAAUUACUGCAAAUGUUUUUAUACAUGGCCAUCGGUGUGAAAUGGAGAUUGACUCAGGAGCCGCAUUUACCAUAAUAAGCUCUGAAUUAUUUGAUAAACUGUUCCCUCACAAUCCUCCCACAUUAUCAAAGCCAGGGUGCACACUCCGUGACUAUAAUGGACAGUCUGUUGAGCUUCUUGGAAGUUGUGAUGUGAGUGUUCAGUACAACACAUUCAGCGGAAUGUUACCCCUGAUUGUUGCCAAAGGUACUCAAAAAAGCCUUUUGGGAAGGAACUGGUUCUCUCCAUUAAAAAUCAGCAUCCAAGGCAUCCAUGUUGUCACUGGGGGAUCAGUAAAGAAGGCCAUUGAGGAAUUUCCACAAGUUUUUGCAAAUGAACUAGGCACUUACAAGGGUCCACCUGUGUCACUUAGAUUAGACCCUGCAAUCUCACCCAUACACAUGAAAGCCAGAUCUGUGCCAUAUGCUUUACGUCCAAAAAUUGAAGCUGAACUUGAACGUCUCACAGCACAAGGGGUCUUUGAGCCAGUGACACACACACAAUGGGCAACCCCAAUUGUGCCAGUUCUUAAGCCUAAUGGUGAUGUGAGACUCUGUGGAGACUAUAAAUGCACAGUAAAUAAAGCUCUUAAUCAGCAUCCAUAUCCUGUGCCUGCUGUGAAUCAACUGUUAUCCACACUAGCUGGUGGCAAGGUUUUUGCAAAACUUGAUCUUGCCCAGGCAUACCAACAGUUGUUGGUGGAUGAAGCUUCUGCAGAUGCCCAGACUAUUAUUACCCAUCGGGGUGCAUUCAGGGUAAAGCGCCUCCAGUUUGGAAUUUCAACUGCACCAGGAAUAUUCCAGCACUUUAUGGAAACCUUGCUAUCCAGCAUUCCUGGUGUUGUACCAUAUUUUCAUGAUGUUCUACUAAUGGGGCCAUCUGAAAGUAUACUGGCUGACCGCCUUAGAGAAGUACUAUCUCGUUUUGAUUCAUCAGGCAUUCGUUUAAAAAAAGAAAAGUGUGAGAUCGGAGCUACCAGCGUAAACUUCUUGGGGUACCGUAUAGAUGCUUCAGGCAUUCGUCCUACAGAAAGUAAAGUGAAAGCUAUCCAUGAUGCACCUGAACCAAAAUGUAAACAAGAACUUCAAGCAUUCCUUGGGUUGCUCAAUUUCUAUCACAGCUUCCUUGCUCACAAGGCAACAGUGGCAGAGCCUCUUCAUCGCUUGCUUGACAAAGGGGUCCCAUGGAAUUGGACUCCUAAACAUUCAGAGGCCUUCUGCAAAGUUAAACAGUUGCUGACAUCUGAUUCUCUUCUUGUCCAUUAUGAUGAAGAUCGGCCAUUAAUACUUACUACAGAUGCAUCUCCUUAUGGUGUGUACCACUAGAGGGAGCUGCAUGCCUAAAUGUUAGCUCAGCUACAAUGUGUUAUCUAGCUUGGCUUUCAGCUUGUUCUCUAUGGUUAGAUAUACUUCCUACUUGAAAUGUCUGUAUAUAGUUUGCCAUGUUGGAGCUCUAAUAAACAAGUUGUUUAAGCAUUA
Xenopus tropicalis (tropical clawed frog) is the source of this 2693-nucleotide messenger RNA. RefSeq lists its product as uncharacterized. The record is from RefSeq and is a predicted model, not a curated record. Bases 294 to 2540 code for a protein of 748 amino acids. Gene Ontology annotation, molecular function: RNA-DNA hybrid ribonuclease activity. The transcript has a single exon. Lineage: Eukaryota; Metazoa; Chordata; Amphibia; Anura; Pipidae.